AGCAGACGACAGCUUCAGUCUGCACUUCGUACAUUUUAGGAGCGACUAUGAAUGUAUACAUCGAGCCAUGGCAACAAGAAGAAAUGAUGAAGAAAGUCAACCCUUUCUUUGGGAGGAAAAGGGACAGGGUGAUUACAGUCAAACUGAAAGAAAUGAAUAUCGACGAAGGUAUCGUUUGGCUCUACUGGUUGUGAUCGUGGUUGUGUUUUUUGCUGCUCUCAUUGUGGCAUUUUAUGUGUGGGGCGCUUCUACCAACAAGAGAACUUCUGAUCCUUACGCAUAUAAACAUGCAGCUGUAGCUUCUGAUGUAGCACAAUGUUCUACAGUGGGAAAAGAUAUAUUACUUUUAGGAGGUAAUGCUGUAGAUUCGGCCAUUGCAACCCUCCUGUGCAUGGGUAUUGCAGAUGCCCAAUCCAUGGGUGUUGGGGGUGGAUUCUUUAUGACCAUCUAUAACAGGACAACCCAGAAGGCAAUUGUUGUGGAUGCUCGAGAAACUGCUCCAGGACUAGCUAAUGAAUCGAUGUUCGAGGGAAAUCCUGCUAGUUCCAGCAUAGGGCCUCUCAGUAUUGCUGUUCCUGGAGAGAUUCGGGGUUACUGGCUGGCACAUCAGAAUUUUGGUAGUAUGCCAUGGAAAGAGCUCUUUUCUCCAGCUAUCAACAUGGCCAGGAACGGUUUUCAAGUACCUGAGUCUCUAGCAAGUGCCCUCCAGACUGCAUCAAGUUAUAUCAUGAAUGAAACAUCUCUCAGGGAAGUAUUUGUGAAUCCAAAUACUCAGCAACUUUACAAGCAAGGGGAAUCAAUGCGACGCCCACAACUGGCAGACACCCUGGAAAAAAUUUCAAAUGGUGGUGCUGCAGCAUUGUAUGAUGAUGGCCAGUUGUUAGAUGACCUUAUUGCAGACUUACAAGACAUAGGUUCCAUCAUCACAAAAGAGGACCUAAAAAACUAUACAGCUCUGCUGAAAAUUCCAAUCAAUGCAACUCUGACUGAUGGAGUGACAAUGUUCUCCCCUCCACCUCCAUCAAGUGGAGUUGUGCUGUCAUUUAUGCUUAAUGUUUUAAAAGGUUACAAGUUCACACCAAAAAGUAUUGAAGAUGUCAGCAGCUCAGUUCUUACAAUGCAUCGGAUCAUUGAGACUUUUAAGUUUGCCUAUGCCAAGCGUACUGAUCUUGGUGAUCCAGAUUAUGUUAAUGUUACUGAUCUGAUCGCAAACUUGACAUCAAAUGAAUAUGCAGAUGCCAUCAGACAGCUCAUCACUGACAACACAACGCACAAUAUCUCUUACUAUGGACCAACAUUUUACGAUCGUUUAACUACAGGUACUGCUCACCUGUCGGUGGUUGAUGCCGAGGGAAAUGCUGUGGCAGUGACAAGCACAGUUAAUGCCAGGUUUGGAUCCAAAAGAAGAGGAUCUCGCACAGGAAUCAUAUUUAAUGAUGAAAUGGAUGACUUUUCAUCACCAAACAUUACAAAUAUUUUUGGACUCCCACCCUCACCUGCAAAUUUUAUAUUCAAAGGUAAACGACCAUUAUCCUCUAUGUGUCCCUCCAUCUUCACCAACCCAAAUGGCAGCGUCAGACUUGUGGUAGGGGCAGCAGGUGGCACAUACAUCACUACUUCAACUGCUUAUGUAGCAGUGCGACAGCUGUGGCUAGGAAAUUCAAUGGAGCAGGCUGUGGAAGCAAGACGCCUUCAUCAUCAGCUGCUGCCAGAUUAUAUCACAUACGAAGAGGACUUUGAUAUGGCUAUUGUGAAGGGCCUUCAAGCUCUUGGCCAUGAAGUACAAAGUAUAGCACUGGGAAAGUCCAUCAUACAGGCCAUCUCGGGUGAGGGUGGCAUGCUACAUGCAGUCAGCGAUUUCAGGAAGGGCGGACACCCAGAUGGAUAUUAACAACUUGUUGCAAGGAUACUAGUUGGAAGAAGACAAAUAAUGUAUAAUUCAUUACUUUGAAUUUUUUUUUAGCUGAAACCGGUUUCUUCUGAAGAAACAUUUGCUCGCGAGUUAGUAACAUUGCCUGCUAUGACAAAUGACCAACUUCAUUAAUCCUGCUGGUUAAUUAUAUUCAAGAAGUGUGCUCAGUCAAGAAAGUUACAGAAAUACAGACAGAACAAGUGCUAUUUACAAAAUAGCGAUAUUUUGUUUCCCUUAAGAACAUUAUAGCCUAUUAUGAAGAUGAAUAGCCAGAACAUUAAUUUGUGAUC
Pomacea canaliculata is the source of this 2202-nucleotide messenger RNA. Its product is annotated as glutathione hydrolase 1 proenzyme-like. NCBI's taxonomy places the organism in Eukaryota, Metazoa, Mollusca, Gastropoda, Architaenioglossa, Ampullariidae. Gene Ontology annotation, molecular function: glutathione gamma-glutamate hydrolase. The transcript has 12 exons. Gene Ontology annotation, biological process: glutathione catabolic process. Gene Ontology annotation, cellular component: plasma membrane. The record is from RefSeq and is a predicted model, not a curated record. The coding region runs from base 68 to 1891 and encodes 607 amino acids.